AUGAGGAAAGGUAAGGUAGUGAUAAAAAGGAUAGAGGAUAGGAUAAGGAGACAAGUGACAUUCGCAAAGAGAAGAAAGAGUCUGAUGAAGAAAGCACAUGAACUCUCUGUUCUCUGUGAUGUCCAUCUUGGUCUCAUCAUCUUCUCUUACUCCAACAGGCUCUACGAUUUCUGCUCCAACACCACAAGCAUGGAGAAUCUCAUCAUGAGAUACCAAAUGGAAAAAGAAGCUGGUCAUACUCAUACCUCUGCAGACCACAGUUUCCAUCCUGCAGAUCAGUGUUCAAACUGUGCGAAGACAAAGGAAACAAUGAUGAGAGAGAUCGAGAAUCUGAAGAUGAAUCUUCAAUUGUACGACGGACAUGGCUUGAAUCUCUUAACCUACGACGAUCUCCUCCGUUUUGAGCUCCAUCUCGAAUCUUCUCUCCAACACGUUCGAGCUCGUAAGUGUGCGUUCAUGCAGCAACAAAUAAACAAGCUUAAGGGAAAGGCAAAGGAAACAUUCAUGGAUGAUUAUGAAGAAACCCAACAUUUUUCCCUUCCGGUGCAACAAGGAGGAAGCUCUUGGGAGCAACUGAUGUGGCAAGCAGAGAGACAGAUGAUGACGACGUGUCAAAUACAAGACGAUGAUGACGUCACACGCCGGCAAGUGAAGAAGGAGUUCCUCCUUUUUGACCGUGAAGAAGAAGAACACCACCAACCCAUCAUCGGCGCUCUCCAGCUCGUCCAGCUGCCACAGCCUUCACCACAACCAGCCCGAACCCAAGGCCCAGUAUCAGGCCCAUAA
This is a messenger RNA of Capsella rubella, 786 nucleotides long. RefSeq names its product agamous-like MADS-box protein AGL63. The coding region runs from base 1 to 786 and encodes 261 amino acids. Gene Ontology annotation, cellular component: nucleus. Gene Ontology annotation, molecular function: DNA-binding transcription factor activity, RNA polymerase II-specific; protein dimerization activity; RNA polymerase II cis-regulatory region sequence-specific DNA binding. Gene Ontology annotation, biological process: positive regulation of transcription by RNA polymerase II. NCBI's taxonomy places the organism in Eukaryota, Viridiplantae, Streptophyta, Magnoliopsida, Brassicales, Brassicaceae. The record is from RefSeq and is a predicted model, not a curated record. The transcript is spliced from 6 exons.